GAGCGUCCGAUCUCGUAUUUCUAACCUUUUUGCGGUAUGAGUCGGGAGCGUGCGUUUCUUGUUGCAUUUGCAGCCUUUUCUUCAUACUGUGUUCCUGCAAACGCGUUUGUUAUAAGAUCUAUUGCGGCUCCUGCGCCUGUCUUUGAUCGCCAGCUGAAGGUCAAGGCUAUUGAGCGGCUGAUUCUGAGCAAAUUGGGUUUGCAAGAGCCGCCUGUUGUGAGCGAGGAGCAGAUAAAGAGUGUGGACGCAUCUUCCUUGUUGAAGUACAAACUAGCAUCAGACAUGACGGACAGAAUGAUGGCGGAUAAAGCGAGAAAAACAGAGGCUGAGGACCAAUACUAUAUCUCCAAGAUGAGCACAAUUAGUGUGAAGGAACUAGAAGUCUCAUCGACGUUGUGCAAUUUCAAGCAUCAGAGCAAGUUCUAUGAAAUCGAUAUUGGAGACUUGCCAAGCAACGCUACAGCUGUCACAUCGGCUCGUUUCCAGAUCUACUACGAACCUUCAAAGACGACAACGACCGAGGAGAUUCUCUUGUCUGUCUACCAGUUGACCGAAAGCUGCUGCCUGUCAAAAUACCCGGAUACCAUAUUGCUAGACACGAGAAAGGCGACAUCAGACCACGCUUGCUUUAUUGAAUUUGACAUCACAAAUGCUGUUAAAUCGUGGGCAGCGGAUGGUUCUUCAUACCACGGACUAGAGGUUGAGAUAUCUGCAGGUCAGUGUGCUCAACAGUCUUCUUACCAAGUCGAGUAUUCAUCCCAAUUUUCAAGUUAUGUGACGACUAGCAAGACUGAUGUUGUUGACUACCGACCUGUUCUGUUUGUUUCUUCGUCACAUCCGAUGUCGAGUGAUGCUGGACGUCGUAGACGGCAGUCAAUUGAUUUGGAGUACUGCAACUCUCUCGAUCCCAAUCAGCCUAAUUGCUGUGUACAUGACUUCAGUGUUAAUUUUAAGGAUGACUUAGGCUGGGAUUGGAUUAUACAACCGAAAGAAAUCGCGUCUAACCAAUGCACGGGAGAAUGCCCGGACACGUGGGCACAAGACUCAAGUUAUGCUCAGGUAUUGAGCGAAUACUAUCUUCUCAAUCCAGGCGGAUCUGUUGCACCAUGUUGCUCACCGAGAACGUACUCGGAUUUGGAAAUUUUAUACUUUGAUGGCGUCAAUCCUGGAGCACAGAUGGGAGUAUUGUCCGACAUGAUAGUGACUUCGUGUGAAUGUGCUUGAGUGGAAGUCGAUUCACAAUGGCACACACACACACACACACACACACACACACACACACACACACACACACACACACACGCACACAGACUCAUGGAAUGGACAGCAGGUGCUAUCAUUAUGUAUGUGCAGUAUUUUAAUAUUAGCACUGGACUAUAUGUAACUAGCAUUAUACUUUGACAAAGACUAUACCCCAUAUGUUCAAUGUAUUGAAUACAAAUUUAGUUUUAUCAUUUAAAUAACUGCCAACGUUCUGAAUACUGCAGAACACUGAUAAUCGUGUUAAGAGAGGAUAUAGAGA
Messenger RNA from Corticium candelabrum, 1522 nucleotides. RefSeq names its product transforming growth factor beta-2 proprotein-like. Gene Ontology annotation, molecular function: cytokine activity; growth factor activity. NCBI's taxonomy places the organism in Eukaryota, Metazoa, Porifera, Homoscleromorpha, Homosclerophorida, Plakinidae. The record is from RefSeq and is a predicted model, not a curated record. The transcript is spliced from 4 exons. The coding region runs from base 37 to 1224 and encodes 395 amino acids. Gene Ontology annotation, biological process: transforming growth factor beta receptor signaling pathway; regulation of cell population proliferation. Gene Ontology annotation, cellular component: extracellular region.